Messenger RNA from Cynara cardunculus var. scolymus (artichoke), 711 nucleotides. RefSeq names its product trigger factor-like. The record is from RefSeq and is a predicted model, not a curated record. The transcript is spliced from 2 exons. The coding region runs from base 1 to 711 and encodes 236 amino acids. NCBI's taxonomy places the organism in Eukaryota, Viridiplantae, Streptophyta, Magnoliopsida, Asterales, Asteraceae.
AUGAAGGAGUUGCUUUCUAUGAUGCAAGUUAAUGUUCGCACCAAUAUUGAUGCCAUCGUUUCUUUAAACAGCAAGGUUGAUGAACUGCAAGUCCAGCUUGCCAGGCAUGGCUCAGUCCAACCUCGAGGAGACUCAGAUGAUCUUGUUAAACGUCUUGAUGAUCUCACCUCUAGUCUUCCUGAUGACAAUGAGGGGGAGAAAUACCUACCUCCUACUGAUGUUACUGAACCUGAAGCUGAAGUCAAAAAGUCUGAAGCAGAAGAAAGGUCUAAAGUAGAAGAAGCCGAAGGCUAUUUACCUCAAGCUUUGAUCCUGCAAUCUGAAGCUAAAGCUGAAGAACUACAUAUCCUUAUCCCUCACUCUAAGGAUGCCAUUAUAUCCCAUGAAGCUGAAGCUAAAUCCGAGGAUGAUGACGAUGUCGUCAUAGCUCUUGCUGAAGAUGAAGACCUUCCUACCACCUCUACAUCUAAUGUUGGUGAUAAAGAUGAAGAUGAUGAUGAUGAUGAAGAUGAUAGUCUUUCCCUUCCUGAUGUUGGACAAGACUUAGGUGGUGAUGGUGAUGAUGAUGAUGAUGAUGACGAUGAUAAUGACAACUUCACCAUUCAAUACCACACCAGACCUGCCCCAGCUCAAAAAGGAGUCUCUCUCUUGGAAUCUUCAUCCCAGAGGGAGAAAUCUCAAGGGGACCAGCACACCACCUCCAAAAACUAA